Messenger RNA from Geosmithia morbida, 2778 nucleotides. RefSeq lists its product as uncharacterized. Gene Ontology annotation, biological process: protein quality control for misfolded or incompletely synthesized proteins; protein targeting to peroxisome; protein processing. Gene Ontology annotation, molecular function: serine-type endopeptidase activity; ATP binding; ATP hydrolysis activity. The record is from RefSeq and is a predicted model, not a curated record. Gene Ontology annotation, cellular component: peroxisomal matrix. The transcript is spliced from 4 exons. NCBI's taxonomy places the organism in Eukaryota, Fungi, Ascomycota, Sordariomycetes, Hypocreales, Bionectriaceae. The coding region runs from base 1 to 2778 and encodes 925 amino acids.
AUGGUGCGGCAGAAGACAGCUGCUCUGCCCAUUAUCCCCCUUCCGAGAGGAAGCGUCCUCCUCCCCGGACUCGUCCAGAGGAUAAGCGUCACCUCUAGCCGACCCGACAUCCCUGCCCUGCUCGCCCAUGUCUACGAGAGUGCUGCCACACAGGGGCCCGAGUCCCGCGUAGACUCGGUCCCCAUUGCCUGCGUGCCGAUCGGCUCACCCCACGUGAGCCCCAACGGCCAGCUCCUCAUCAGCAACGGCGAGGAAGUCGACAGCUCGACCCUUGAUAACGUCAACCCCGGAAGCGCCAACAAGGCGGACCUCUACAACUUUGGUGUCGCCGCUCGCAUCGUCGGUAUCGAUGGCCGCGGCCAGGGCGAGUUCGCCUUGAGGGUCGAGGGCACCUCUCGCAUCAGGGUCGAUGACAUCAAGCAGGAUCGUCCUUUCUUUCACGGCGCCAUCACCUACUUUACUGAUGAGGUCAACGCAUCUGAUAAGCAGCUCCACGACCUCUUUGCUCUCCUCAAGACUCGAUCUCGUGAACUCGUCACCAUCCUCCGCAUAUCGGCCCUGCUUCCCAGGACCAAGGGCGGACCUCCCCUCUCUCCCUCGAUUACAAAGCGCCUAGAGAUGCUCAUCAUGCGGAGGGAGUUCAAGGAUGCCGGCCUCCUCGCCGACUUCAUGGCCAACCUGAUCGAGACGUCCCACGAAGAGAAGCUCGAGAUCCUGGCUGCUCUCGAUGUCAAGGUCAGGAUCACAAAGGUCAUUGAGCUCCUCGAACGCCAGGUCGGGGGCAUCAAGAACAACUUCAAGAUUACGACCUUUACCUCUGUGCCUAUCCAGAUCCUGGAUAGGCUCGACGAGAACCCUUCGAGGAAGCAGAACCAGCUGCCCAACAUCCCGGGAAUCACAUUCGUCUCUCAGCAGGGCCAGGCGGCCAACAACGGCGGCGGGGACGAUCAGAACAACGACCAGGACGCCAGCGAGCUGGAUGAGCUCAAGAACAAGCUGCAGCUGGCCAAGCUUCCGGCCGAGGCGUCCAAGAUGGUGGACCGCGAGCUGCGCCGUCUUCAGAAGAUGAUGCCCAUGAACCAGGAGUACCAGGUAACGAGAAACUGGCUCGAGAUCCUGUCCGAGAUCCCCUGGUCGGCCAUCACCGACGACCGGCUCGGGCCGGAUACGCUGAAGAAGGCUCGGAAGCAGCUCGACGAGGACCACUACGGCCUGGACAAGGUCAAGAAGAGGCUGAUCGAGUAUCUCGCCGUGCUCAGGCUGAAGCAGUCCAUCAACGACGGCCUGGAUGCGAAGAUCCAGAAGGCGCAGGAGGAAGGUAGCUCCUCCAACUCGGAGGGGCAGGACGGUGCCCAGGGCGCCGACUCGGCGGCCAAGCUGGAGAUGCUCAGGUCGCAGCGCAAGGUGGACAAGUCGCCCAUCAUGCUGCUGGUUGGACCGCCUGGUGUUGGCAAGACGAGCCUUGCCAAGUCGGUGGCCAACGCCCUCGGACGCAAGUUCCACCGCAUCUCGCUGGGCGGCGUCAGGGACGAGGCCGAGAUCCGCGGACAUAGGAGGACGUACGUGGCGGCGAUGCCGGGCCUCAUCGUCCAGGGCCUGCGCAAGGUGGGCGUGGCCAACCCGGUCUUCCUCCUGGACGAGAUCGACAAGGUGGGCGUGGCGAGCAUGCACGGUGACCCUUCGGCGGCGAUGCUCGAGGUGCUGGACCCGGAGCAGAACCACAACUUCCACGACCACUACGUCGGAAUGCCGAUCGACCUGUCCAGGGUGCUGUUCAUCGCGACGGCCAACUCGCUGGACACGAUACCGGCGCCGCUGCUGGACCGGAUGGAGACCAUCUACAUCCCGGGCUACACCACGCUGGAGAAGCGGCACAUCGCCAUGCAGCACCUGGUGCCGAAGCAGGUGCAGGCCAACGGGCUGGGCGUGGAGCAGGUGUCGUUCACGCAGGACGUGGUGUCCAAGAUUAUCGAGUCGUACACGCGCGAGUCCGGGGUCCGCAACCUGGAGCGCGAGAUCGGGUCGGUGUGCCGGGCCAAGGCGGUCGAGUUCGCCGAGGCCAGGGACUCGGGCAGCCUGGAGAAGUACAGGCAGGAGCUGACGGUGGAGGACAUCGAGAACAUCCUGGGCAGCGAGCGGUUCGAGGAGGAGAUUGCGGAGACGACGAGCCGGCCGGGCAUCGUGACGGGCCUGGUGGCGUACUCGUCGGGCGGCAACGGCAGCAUCCUCUUCAUCGAGGUGGCGGACAUGCCCGGCAGCGGACGGGUGCAGCUGACGGGCAAGCUGGGCGACGUGCUCAAGGAGAGCGUCGAGGUGGCGCUGACGUGGGUCAAGGCUCACGCGUACGAGCUGGGUCUGACGUCGGAGCCGUCGGCGGACAUAAUGAAGGAGAGGAGCAUCCACGUCCACUGCCCGUCCGGGGCGAUACCCAAGGACGGGCCCAGCAGCGGAAUCGGGCAGGCCAUCGCGCUCAUCUCCCUCUUCUCGGGGAAGCCGGUGCCGCCGACCAUGGCGAUGACGGGCGAAAUAUCUCUCCGUGGAAGGGUCACGGCGGUCGGGGGAAUCAAAGAGAAGCUGAUUGGCGCUCUCCGGGCCGGAGUCAAGACUGUCCUCCUUCCUGCUCAGAACCGAAAGGAUGUCAAGGAUCUGCCUCAGGAGGUUAAGGAUGGUCUUGAGAUUCUUCACAUCGGCCACAUAUGGGAAGCGAUUCGUCUGGUCUGGCCUGACUCUGACUGGGCGGCUGACAGCCACUUUGCUGGUAUUGAAAGCCGGCUGUAA